AUGGCGGCGGAUCUAAACCCAGAGUGGAUCUCUUGUCUACCCUCUUCUUGGAGUUAUGGGGUUACUCGGGACGGACGCGUUUUCUUCAUUAACGAAGAGGCAAAGAGUACAACCUGGCUGCAUCCAGUCACUGGUGAAGCUGUCAUCACAGGGCACAGAAAGACUCCAGAUUUACCGACUGGAUGGGAGGAAGGAUUCACGUUUGAAGGAGCCCGGUGCUUUAUUAAUCACAAUGAGCGGAAGGUGACCUGUAAGCACCCUGUCAGUGGCGCACCCUCACAAGACAACUGCAUCUUUGUCGUCAACGAACACGUGAAUUGCAGAAAAAUCGUUCGCCCUGUCUUAAACAGGUCUCUUGCCAAAGCUCCAGUGAAUGAGAAGAAGGAACGACCCCUCAGCACUAUGAGUGAAGCGUCCAACUACACAGGCGGCUCUGCCGACUAUGCCACACACCCAGGCAGUCCUGCGGGCAGACCUUCAAGAUCAUAUAAGAAAAUCCACAAUUUUGGAAAGAGAUCCAACUCCAUAAAGAGAAAUCCUAAUGCCCCAGUUAUCAAAAGUAAUUGGCUAUAUAAACAGGACAGUACAGGGAUGAAACUGUGGAAGAAGCGGUGGUUUGUGCUGUCUGACAUGUGCCUGUUCUACUACAGAGAUGAAAAAGAGGAAGGGAUCCUUGGCAGUAUUCUUCUACCCAGUUUUCAUAUAUCUUUACUGUCGGUGGAUGACCACAUAAACAGAAAAUAUGCCUUCAAGGCCACACACCCAAAUAUGCGAACGUACUACUUCUGCACAGACACAGCCAAAGAAAUGGAGUCGUGGAUGAAGGUGAUGACGGAUGCAGCGUUGGUGCACACAGAACCAAUCAGAAGGUUAGGCCUCCUUAAGGUGGAACAGUGUGGUCCGCAAGAGACCAUCAACAAUGGGCCCAACCACCACCACUCUCCCCAACCACAAUCCCACCCUCAGCAUCAGCAGGCCCAGGCCCAGGUCCAGCCCCAGAGCCAACCCGAGGUCCAGCAGAACAACCCACAGAUCCGGGAGGCGGACAGCGUGGACAGCCGGAAGCAGCAGGAUGCGGAAAGAUACGGCUUCCAGACAGAUGAGGCGGAGAGGGACAGACCGCUCACCAAAGUCAGCAGCAUUCGCCUCCAUCCGGGACAGACGACCGUGUCCGUCUCUCCCCUCAACUCCUCUGACCCCACCCCCGCAGAGACCUACCACAAAAGCCCACAGGUGAACGGGAACGCGGGCGAGGAGCGCAGCCCUGCAGAGAUGGCCAACGGGACGGGUCAGAGAGGCCCUCCGGCCGCUCAGGUCCAGGAGCCCCAGAGAAUCCUGCAGAGAACCAACUCCAUGCAGCAGCUGGAGCAGUGGGUCCGCUUGCAGAGAGGACGCAACCAGGACGAUGACACCAGGAGCGUCACCUCCUACCAGACCUUACCCAGGAACAUGCCCAGUCACAGGACUCAGGUGGUGCCGAACUACGCCGAGGGCUACCGCACGCUCCCCCGAAACAGCUUGGUACGGCCAGACAGCAUGUGCAGCAUCUCGCCCUCGCUCUAUGAGCGGGCGCCGGGGCCCUCGGCGGUGGAGAAGAGGCGGUCCAUGCGCGACGACACCAUGUGGCAGCUGUACGAGUGGCAGCAGAGACAGGCCUACGCCCGACACCAGCCUCAGCCUCCGUACGGCACCAUGCCCAGCCCAAAGACUAUGAUCAACCUGUCGGAGCACGCCGGGCCCUCAAUCCCCCCCUCCCCCUCACACGGCUCGCUCUCCAUGUACCAGGGCUACUCACCACUACGGGGCUACAUGAGCUCCUCCCGCUCAGAGAUCUCCUCGCCCAUUUACCGAGGAGACGUCCCCGUAGACAGGCGACCCAGGCCUCAUCCCACCAAGUACGCCUACCCACCUGACCGCAGGUCUAUGCCAGCAGGGAUCCCUGUCCAGACCAUCACUGCCCAAUCUCUGCAAGGCAAAACGCCGGAGGAGCUGACUCUGCUGCUCAUUAAGCUUCGCCGGCAGCAGACCGAGCUCAACAGCAUCCGGGAGCACACAGUAGCACAACUUAUGCAACUAAACCUUGACAGAGACAACCCAAAGAACGACAUUUUGUCCCAUCACCUCCAAAGGAACCUCAUGUAUCUGGACGAUCAGAUGAAGGAAAGUGAGCCUUUAAUCGUCAUGAUUCACACUAUGAUUGAGAACUCAGCCCCAAGGCCUCAGCUUUACCAGCAAAUGAGUGCUUCAGACUACAGAGAUCAUGCUUACAUGUGCAGGCCAGAAGAGCACGACGUUGAUUCUAAGUUAAGCCAGCUGUGUGAACAGGACAGGUUGGUACGGUCACUGGAGGACAAGCUACAGCAGCUGCACAGAGAAAAGCACACUUUGGAGACAGCUUUGCUGUCAGCCAGUCAGGAGAUAGAGAUGAGUGCUGAUAACCCAGCCGCAGUGCAGAGCGUCAUUCAGCAGAGAGACGUCCUGCAGAGUGGCCUGCUGGGUACCUGUCGAGAACUCGCCCGAAUCAACACCGAGCUGGAGAGGGCCUGGAGAGAAUAUGAUCAAUUGGAGGCAGACGUCACAAUGGCCAAGAGCAACUUACAGGAGCAGUUAGAAGCUCUUGGAACUCCUCAGAUGGACCCUCCCAGUCAGAGGUAUAUUGAGAUUCAGAAAGAGCUGUGGAGUAUACAGGAUGUGAUGGAGGCCCUUAAUAAGAACAAGCCUCCUAGGAGCGUCGAGCCCUCCUGCCCCGUGUGUAAUCCCCAGGAGGACGAUUCGGUACCCCCUCGACCGCCCCUGCCCCAGUCUUACGACCCCAGCGUUCCCCCUAUGUCCACCCUGGGCACUCUCCGACCGCACCGGCCCGAGGACAGGAAGUCUGGCCAGAGGAAUGGCUCUCAUAGCGGUCCAGACUACAGGCUCUAUAAGAGCGAACCAGAGCUGACCACUGUGGCGGAGGUGGAUGAGACCAAUGGAGAGGAACGAUCAGAGCAGGCUGCAGAGAGAGAAUCCUCUAGUAGCAAAGGUGUAUCCUACCCUGUUGGAAUUGUCCCACCCAGAACCAAAUCCCCCAUGCCGGAGUCCUCAACCAUCGCCUCCUAUGUGACCCUGAGGAAGAGUAAGAAACCUGAGCCCAGGAUGGAUCGACCGCGCAGUGCAGCAGAGCAGCUGUGUCCCGCUGAGAGCGGCAGACAGCGCAUGAGCGUAGAGGAGCAGUUGGAGCGCAUCCGGAGACACCAACAGGGAGCGCUGCGUGAGAAAAAGAAGAGUCUGGUAGUCCUGGGAGUCAGCCAGGAAAAAUCGCCCUCCCGCAGUCCGUCUUUCUCCAAAGAGACCCCCUUCCGCACCGUGCAGAGCCGCAUGAGGGACGACAGCAUGUCGAGUGGGAUCCUGGAGCUGGAAGCUUCCUUACGGCAGCAGGAGGUGGUGAAAGAUCAUGAGAGUCCGGCCGAAGAGAUUGCCCGUCUGAAGGAAGCGGAGUCGGAACACUUCAACAUGGACAAAGAGCUGUCGAAGCCCGACAAGGUUCUGAUCCCUGAGCGGUAUGUGGAACUGGAACCAGACGAGCCCCUUAGCCCCGAGAACGAAGCAGACAAGCAGAAGAAAGUCGAUCGCAUCAAGGCCCUUAUAGCCCGAAACAGCAUGCAGAACAUGAUUCCUACAGUGGAGGUAGAAGAGGAGGGUCCAAUCCAGAAGCAGGAGAAAAUGAUCAACAUCUCCUACGAGCUGGCAGCAGAGGCCUCCAAACGCAGCAAACAAGUGGCAGUGAAAAGCUUCGCGUCUCCACUUUCACCCCACCCCCCUGGCUCCCCAUCUCCACCUGUCCCCCCUCAGCUCACUGAUGGAACCCACUUCAUGUGUGUGUAGUGAUUUAACAACACCCAAGCUCGAGCCUCAGUGAAGACAUAAACAUGAGAGAGGUGCUGUGAGCAGGCCUCUUUGUCUGUCUCUCUUUCCUCACACCCACUGCUUCACUCCUGGGUCUCCAGCACUCAGCUCUGUCCCAUGGAAAAGCAUCAGCUUGGUGUUCCAACUGCUCCACCCCCUGGGACCUUGAGUUCUCCACACAUACAGCUCACUGUCAUAGCACUGGGUCCUGCUUAUGUCUCCUUCUGCAGCGAUAUCAUUUAGGUCCUGCAGUACUGCCACUGUGGAAAACCUCAGUCAGCAUAAACCAAUGUGUGUGCAUGUGUGUGUGUGUAAGUUUACUUUCUCUAUCACACAUACACACAGACACACACACAAACACAUACACAAACACACUCAAGCAAUGCCACCGUCAUGGUGGUGUAAAGAAAUAUGAACAUUGAGUUUGGUCUUUUAGUUACAUUUCGUACCUUAGUUCAGCUGAGUACUUUUUAAAGUGUUCAUUUUAGUUCCUUUUUUAAAAUCUUU
This is a messenger RNA of Chanos chanos (milkfish), 4392 nucleotides long. Its product is annotated as pleckstrin homology domain-containing family A member 5-like. Gene Ontology annotation, cellular component: cytosol. The transcript has 30 exons. Lineage: Eukaryota; Metazoa; Chordata; Actinopteri; Gonorynchiformes; Chanidae. Bases 1 to 3864 code for a protein of 1287 amino acids. Gene Ontology annotation, molecular function: phosphatidylinositol-3-phosphate binding; phosphatidylinositol-5-phosphate binding; phosphatidylinositol-4-phosphate binding. The record is from RefSeq and is a predicted model, not a curated record.